GACAGCCAGCCACCAUUUCUUUACAAACUAUUUAUAUUCGUCGCUCUCUUUCUCUCUUUCAAUUUCAAUUUCAAUUUCAAUUUCAAUCCAUCAGAUGGCUAUCUCUCGAAUUCUCUCCCAAUCCCUCGCCCGCGCUUCUCUCGCUCCCUCUAACGCCCUAAUCACCCACCACCGCCACCGCUCCACCAAACCCGCCCGCGCUCAGCUCAUCGAGGUCGACCUCGACUCCGAUUCACCCGACCCCGAGGCUGUUUCUCUCGGCGUUAAGAGGCUCCAGGACGCCAUCCACAGCAUCAUCGUCCGCCGCGCCGCCCCCUAUUGGCUCCCCUUCCUCCCUGGCCACUCCUAUUGGGUCCCCCCACGCGCCGCCUCCUCGCGCUACACCCUCGCCUCCAUAUCCCACCCAUUGCAGCAUCAAUUGUUAUCCGAGGAUGAGCAGAUGUCCCUUUUAUCGGCCAACGGCUGGCCUUCCUCCACCUAUUUUAUUCAAGGUACUUCACCACAACAUCCAAUCCCAAUGCUAAUAUUUUCGGACACUUCUAGCUCCAAGGAUGAACCUUGACUGCCAUUCAAUGUGAUUGCCGGGUCACAUCAGGGUUGCCAUCGUUGUAGAUAUGAAAAACAUGGAAAAGGUGAAGGCUGAGGCAACUUGAAGGAAGAACACAGAUUGAAUUUGCAUAAGCAUUGUCCCCGGUAAAGUGUAUUCGAGAAGAUUAUCACAUGCAGUACCUGAAUAGAGAAUGUAUAUACUUACGUAAUGUUAUUCUAGUAAAAUAGUUAUAUAGUAUGAUGAAAGCUGAGCUCAUUAAAUAAAUAGCUCGUUUUUCACAUAAUAUUCUAUUUAUGUCGUCUUACAGAACUGAAUGCUGUUGUUGUACACACCAACUUUACUUCGUGAAACAUGUUGUACUUAUUUUUCA
This is a messenger RNA of Salvia splendens (bonfire salvia), 920 nucleotides long. RefSeq lists its product as uncharacterized. The coding region runs from base 95 to 562 and encodes 155 amino acids. The transcript has 3 exons. Lineage: Eukaryota; Viridiplantae; Streptophyta; Magnoliopsida; Lamiales; Lamiaceae. The record is from RefSeq and is a predicted model, not a curated record.